This is a messenger RNA of Tupaia belangeri chinensis (Chinese tree shrew), 1801 nucleotides long. RefSeq names its product mitochondrial rRNA methyltransferase 3 (gene MRM3). The transcript has 4 exons. NCBI's taxonomy places the organism in Eukaryota, Metazoa, Chordata, Mammalia, Scandentia, Tupaiidae. Gene Ontology annotation, molecular function: RNA binding; RNA methyltransferase activity. The record is from RefSeq and is a predicted model, not a curated record. Gene Ontology annotation, biological process: RNA processing. Bases 26 to 1315 code for a protein of 429 amino acids.
UGACGGAGCCUAUUGCACCCGAAAGAUGGCGGCGCUGGGGAAGAGCAUGCGGUGUGCAGGGCAGCCGUUGCUGCCGGUGAUCCAGACGUGGGAUCUUGACCCACGGCGCUGGGUGCGGGCUCUGCGACGGAGUCCUGUGAAGGUGGUGCUCCCGUCGGGACAGGUGGUGGAGCGGAAGCGCGCUCCUGAGAAGCAGCCCAGCAAGACGGCGUCUGAAGACCGUCUCCACCAGCAGCGACAGAAGCAGCCGCCUCAGGUGUCCCCAUCCCAGACGCCCAGCACCUGGGAAGAAACAGGGCUUCGCUACGAUAAGGCUUAUCCCGGGGAUAAGCGGCUGAGCAGUGUGAUGACAAUAGUUAAGUCCAGGCCAUUUCGGGAUAAACAAGGGAAGAUCCUGCUGGAAGGUCGCAGGCUGAUUGCAGACGCUCUCAAGGCUGGAGCUGUACCAAAAGUUUUCUUCUUUAGCCGUUUGGAAUACAUAAAGGAGCUCCCGGUUGAUAAGCUGAAAGGUGUCAGCCUCAUUAAGGUGAAGUUUGAGGAUAUCAAGGAUUGGUCCGACCUAGUAACGCCACAAGGAAUACUGGGGAUUUUUGCCAAACCUGACCAUGUUACAAUGACCUAUCCAAAGACUCAGCUUCAACAUUCACUGCCCUUAUUUUUGAUUUGUGACAAUCUCCGUGACCCUGGGAACCUGGGGACGAUUCUGAGAUCUGCUGCUGGGGCAGGGUGCAGCAAAGUAUUACUCACCAAAGGCUGUGUGGACCCUUGGGAGCCCAAAGUGCUGCGGGCAGGGAUGGGAGCACACUUCCAGGUGCCCGUUAUCAACAACCUGGAGUGGGGAACGGUGCCAGACUACCUGCCCCCGGACACCCGGGUCUACGUGGCUGACAACUGUGGCCUCUAUGCCCGGGCCCAGCAGUCUAAUAAAGCCAGUGACCACGGCUGGGUGUGUGAUCGAAGAUUCCUGAAGUUUCAUAAGUAUGAGGAGGGAGCCGAGGAGGACCUAGAAACUGCAGCCCGUAAAGGCUGGCUCCCUGAACUUGAAGUCCAGAGCUACGAUGUGAACUGGGCAGAGCCGCCAGCGGCUGUGGUGGUAGGUGGAGAGACCCACGGCGUGAGCCUGGAGUCCCUGCAGUUGGCCGAGAGCACUGGGGGCAAGAGGCUGCUGAUCCCCGUCGUGCCUGGUGUGGACAGCCUCAACUCGGCCAUGGCUGCCAGCAUCCUGCUUUUUGAAGGGAAAAGACAACUGCGGCUACAGGUGGAACGCCUGAGCAGGGCAGCUGGCGCCGAUGGACACAGAGGCAGUCCUGUCUGAGGACGUCGCCAGCUCCUCCUAGCCUGGCACCUAGCCAGGGGGCUGGCUUCUCAGGCCACGAUCCGGAGGGAAGAGGAGGUAGACACGACACCUUCAUAGGGUUAUCAGAAAAUGAGAAUUUUGAUUUUUCUUCAGGCAUAAAAAAGGUCAGAAUUUUAGAAUUCUUCCUAGAUCCCCAUCUCUCCACUGAUUUUGAGGUUGUAUCUUUUUUGGGGGAAAGGGAAUGAAAGCAAAUGAUCCACAUGGCUCUAUGUGUUUGUGUUUUAAAAGUUGUCCAGAAAGGAUUAUCUUGGGCCCAGAAAGUUCCUGAAGACAUUCUCUUGGGCAGGGAGGAAUUUUGCCGCUGGUGGGUGUUCUACAUACCCAGCACUGGUUAUAGGUUAUGGCCACCUCACUUCUGUUUGGACAUCUGUCGGUGGAAAAUAAAUUCCUAUGAAGGGUAUGAACUGUAAUCGGAGAUUGCAUUAAAAUGUUUAGGGGUGGUCA